AUGCGUUGUUUCCAUGGUAACAUACAACACAGGUGCUGGGACACUGAUGGCACCGGGACAAUGUCUUACCGCGGGUUUCUGAGCCGGCUUUCUAAGGAGGAGAAAGAGCAGUACGACAUCAGAAAUGCAGCUGCGGAGUUUUACCGGCUGAACCGGGUCCCCCAGGAGCUCGAGAGAGCUCUGAACGAGCUGUUUCUGCAGCAGCCCGAGGACCACAACGGCUUCCUGGUUAAUUACUUUAUGAAGCUGUGUGCACCACCAAGGAUCAGCAGACUGACGGGAAGAGAGGUUUAUGACGCAAGAGGACAGAUAUCCAUUGAGGCAGAGGUCUUCUGCAUCAUCUGCAACAAAGAAAAGAGCAUGUCCUCAGCUGCCAUCUCCAGCCACUCUGGGCCUAAUGAGACAUCGCUGGACUGGAAAGCUAAGAGUCAGGUGAGGACAGAGCAUGUGGUGACUGCUGCCCAGUGGAUCAAUGAACCUCUGAACAACAUGCUGAAGGGCCGAAACCCCUGUGACCAAUCAGAAGUCGAUCAUAUACUCAGCAAUUUCUUCAUGGCCCGCUACCUGGAGGCUAAAGACAACAGGAACAAGGAAAAGGAGGAGGGCUGUUCACCAGGUGAGCGUGAGCUGGUGUUAUCUUCUCCACUGCCUGUACAGACUAAGGAGAAGAAGAGUGCUGAUAAAGUUAAAAAAUGCAACACUGCAGAGAAGCCAUUUCCUCCAGUAGAGCCGGCGGAACCAGUCCUUGCUGGGAGCUCAGCUAUUGGCUCAGUGUCUCUGGCAGUGGCCAAAACUGGGGCAAAAAUACAGGGUGUCUCUCUGUACAAAUACAUAGCAGCUCUGAAAAACAGAAAGGCUCCAACACAGUUUCACAUCCCUGUCCCUCUGAUCACUCUGCUGAGCUGUGGGAAGACUUCACCUGGAAAACUGAAUCUGCUAGAGGAAGUCAUCCUGAUCCCCAAAACUGGGCAUCAAGUCAAACAAAUCAUCACAAUGACCCUCGAGUUACAGAAGGAGAUGAUGAGAAUAAUGAACACUUCAACAAAAGCUGGGGUCACCCAGGCAAUGCUGUGUGACAGUGGAGUGCUGGCUGUGACCUACGAGCGACCUGAGCAGCCUCUAGAUCUGAUCACUGAAGCCUGUACUUACUGUGGACUGGCACUGGGAAAAGAGAUCCAUUUAGCAGUAAACUGUGCUGCCCCUGAGUUAAUGGACAAUUCUAAAGGAAAGUAUGAAGUUGCAACAGGAGUUUUAAAGUCACCAGAUGAAUUAGUUGAUAUGUACCAAUCCCUCAUCAGUAAAUACCCACCGGUGGUGGCCUUAAUCGAUCCAUUUAGGAGAGAGGACAUAGACCAGUGGCAAAAGUUGAGCAAUGUGGUUGGAGACUCAUGUUCGCUGCUCUCUGACAUCACCCACAAGCCAAAGGCCACACCCCUUCCAGGAGUCAGAGGUCACAUCCUGAAACACAUUCAUGAGACAACAGUUAGUGAUUUGAUUCGCAUCACAUCAGACCACCAAGGUUCAGUGUUAAUGGGAACAGCAUGCAAUGAGCCCUGCAGCGAUGACUCUCUGUCAGAUAUAGCCGUGGGUCUGGGCCUGGACUAUGUCAAACUGGGAGGUCUGAGCGGUGCUGAGAGAAUGACUAAAUACAACCGGCUAAUUUCUAUAGAGGAAGAACUGGCCCAACAGGGAAUCUUGGUCUCUGAGGAGAAGCACCCCCCUCCACUGUUUGGUGGAAAACCACAGGAGUAGUCAGCUGCUACAGAGAGGACUCAGUGCAACACGGCCGGCUCACCGCUCACUGCUUCCGUUUUCAU
This is a messenger RNA of Plectropomus leopardus (leopard coralgrouper), 1817 nucleotides long. RefSeq names its product enolase 4 (gene eno4). The record is from RefSeq and is a predicted model, not a curated record. Gene Ontology annotation, cellular component: phosphopyruvate hydratase complex. NCBI's taxonomy places the organism in Eukaryota, Metazoa, Chordata, Actinopteri, Perciformes, Serranidae. Gene Ontology annotation, biological process: glycolytic process. Gene Ontology annotation, molecular function: magnesium ion binding; phosphopyruvate hydratase activity.